Prionailurus viverrinus (fishing cat) is the source of this 1784-nucleotide messenger RNA. RefSeq names its product dual specificity phosphatase 28 (gene DUSP28). Gene Ontology annotation, molecular function: protein tyrosine/serine/threonine phosphatase activity. Gene Ontology annotation, biological process: protein dephosphorylation. Bases 174 to 731 code for a protein of 185 amino acids. Gene Ontology annotation, cellular component: cytoplasm. The transcript has 2 exons. The record is from RefSeq and is a predicted model, not a curated record. Lineage: Eukaryota; Metazoa; Chordata; Mammalia; Carnivora; Felidae.
CGCCAUCCCCACCCGCAGCCAAUCGGGGAAGGAGCCACGCUCCGGCCGGCCAAUAGGGAGGCAGCCAAGGCCCUGCGGGCGGGCCCCCGGGAGCCCUUUAGGACCCGGGGGUGCCCGGCGGUCCGCCCGGCCGCCCAAACUAGAUCCGCGGGCCGGGUGCCCGAGCGCCGGUUAUGGACCCGGGAGGACCCGUCCGCUGCGGGGCCCCCGGGGCCGCCUCGCCCGCGCCGCCACCGUUCGCGCGCAUCGCCCCGUCACUUUUCCUCGGGAGUGCGCGCACCGCGGCCGCGCCAGAGCUGCUGGAGCGCGCGGGCGUCAGCCUGUGCGUCAACGUCUCGCGUCAGCAGCCCGGCCCGAGCGCGCCCGGCGUGGCCGAGCUGCGCGUGCCCGUGUUCGACGACCCGGCCGAGGACCUGCUGACGCACCUGGAGCCCACCUGCGCCGCCAUGGAGGCCGCGGUGCGCGCCGGCGGCGCCUGCCUAGUCUACUGCAAGAACGGCCGCAGCCGUUCGGCCGCCGUGUGCACCGCCUACCUCAUGCGGCACCGCGGCCUCAGCCUGGCGCAGGCCUUCCAGGCGGUGAAGAGCGCCCGCCCGGUGGCCGAGCCCAACCCGGGUUUUUGGGCUCAGCUUCAGAAGUACGAGGAGGUCCUGCAGUCCCUGUCCCGCCCGCCCGGGGAGCCCUCGGGACCGUGCUCCCGAACGAGAGAAGAGCUCCAGAAUGAGCCCUAGUCCUACAACCCUUGGAGAUGACCCGGCGCCCAAAGCAGGGCGCAUGGACUUGAAGGUAGUUCAAGCGCUGCCUGGAGGAUGAUCUUCCUCCUCCCUUCCCUUCUUCCUCGUUGUCUACAGAGUUUACAUUUCACCUUAAAUGCAGAUCUUGUGCCCUUUGACGGUACUGCAGGAGCGUAUCCACUUAGGAAGGGACUGAGAGCAUCCCUUCCUUAGGUUUAUCAACAGGGCUUGGUCAGGAAAGUCAAUACCACUUGAGGAAUUUUAGGCAGGAAGGUAUUUAAUACAGAGAGCAAGGCCAGGGAGCCAAGGUCAGGAGAUGGGAAGUACAGGAGUCCUGGAGACCCAACCCCCCACCCCCGCCCUGACUGCCUGCCACCUGUUAAGGCCACAGGGGCUUUUCCCAAACCUCAUGCUGGUCCCAUCUUGGAAUCCGGCACGGGACCCAGACUUGUAGUUUCUACCAUACACAGGCCAGGAUGUGAGGCUGCGUGACAGCCCAGCACGGGCACCCUUGGGGCUCUGGGCGCCUGUGCCCACCUCCUGUCUUACAGCCUAACAUCCUGCGGCCACCAUCAUCUCAAAGACGCACUGGCCACCUGUGCAUCUGAGUGUGUUGAUUUCCUCUUUUGGUUCAGACACCCCUCACCUGGUUCCUAUGGCCUAAAGACUGUAGAAAAUGAAUCACCAUAGGGCGCCUGCGUGACUUAGUUAAGCGUCUGACUCGUGGUUUCAGCUGAGGUCAUGAUCUCACAGCUUGUGAAUUUGAGCCCCGUGUCAGGCUCUCUGCUGACAGUGUGGAGUCUGCUUGGGAUUCUCUCUCUCCCUCUCUUUCUGCCCCUCCCCUGCUCACUCACUCUUUCUCCUCGCUCAGGAUAAAUAAACUUAAAAAAAAUUAAUCACCAUCGACACUCCUUAAAUAGGAAAGGGAAAGAAGAAAAAGGGGAAACUGGGUUAUAACGCGAGUUACAAAGAAUACAGUCCCUGGUAAAUAUACGCUACUGUAUACAUAAUAAGGUAAUUAAUAAAACAUCACAAUCAGUUUUUAACUGA